GCCUUCGUGGCGAGUGGUGGUCAUGGAGCUGCCCCUUCACGAGGCCAACAUCGAGAACUUUGACGGGGCUCACCCCGGCUGCGAUACCAUUCUUCAAUACACAGUGGCGUUCGCCAAAGCGGUGGGGCUGCUGGGCGACGACGACAGCGGCCCGCACCUGCACCUGUGUGGGUACAGCCUCGGGGGAAGGGUUGCAAUGGAGCUCCUUCAAGCGCAUCCGGCGCACGUCCGUAAGCUUGCGAUGAUCGCGCCAGCCUUCCCGGAGACGAUGGACGACGGCUUCGAGCGCUGCGCGAGAACGGAGCCGCGUCGCGUCCACGCCUGGCGGACGCGAGCAGAGCUCCGCGAGGUCUGCUCCUUCGACGGAAUGAUUGGCUGCCGCCCAGGCCACCUGCUCACGCACAGCCUCGUGCAGGGCGCGAUGGUGCGCGACCGCGAGCAAACCUACGGCAGAAAGCACGGCGACUUCUUUGCCGACUACGUUGCGAGGCUGCUGCAAAAGGAGCGCGAGCCGAGCCCCCUCGACGCUGCCUCGCUCCACCAGGUCCGAGCGCCAGUCCUGCUCGUCACCGGCGAACGCGACCGGUGCGUCGAUUCCGGAAAGUGCCGCGAGCAAAUCCAGGACGUCCUUGGCCCGGAGCGGUGCGCGUUCCACGAGCUCGUCGACACCAGCCACUAUGCCGCGCCGAACGCGGACGGGUGGCUCCCGGACGGCAACAUCUUGUACAACGCGGCGCCGCUCUGUGCAAAGUUUCUGUUCGGUGAAUAAUUAAUUGAUGGCUAUGUGGUGUGACCAUUUGCUGUCCAGGCGAGCAUGCAGCAUCUGCAGCGCGUCGCGCGCGCGCGCGCGCGUGCGUGAUGCCAUGUUUGCGUUUCUCGC
Messenger RNA from Emiliania huxleyi CCMP1516, 880 nucleotides. RefSeq lists its product as hypothetical. The record is from RefSeq and is a predicted model, not a curated record. Lineage: Eukaryota; Haptophyta; Isochrysidales; Noelaerhabdaceae. The transcript has a single exon. The coding region runs from base 23 to 769 and encodes 248 amino acids.